AUGAGCCGGCAUGGCAUGCUGCCGCAAGACGCAUUUGUGAAGCACUGGCAUAGGGUGAGACACCAUUUUGUAAUGAAGAUACCGAGAUACUUACACGGUCUUCCUCUGUUCUGUGAUCAUCAGGCGUCUCACUUCGAGCGGGAAGUGCCAGAUGAGCUCCUCUACAACCUGCCAGGAGGCACAGCAGGCAAGACGCGUCAGGCUUCAGCGUGUCUCCCGCCAUCUGCGCAUCCGGCCCCCUCGCUUACCGACCAAUACCACACAAAGGCAUCCAAGCUGCAGAAGAUGCUUCCCACUCUAGUGCCAACAAACCAUGUCCUUGUCACGCCAACCCGUGAGUACUACUACGUGGCGGAGAACGAGCACAUGCGUGUGAUGGCCAUGACCUGUGGGGCGGACGCCGAUCUCAUGGUCCUGCCGCUGCAGAUUGAGUCUGAUGCGGAGGAGGGGGCGAGUGCCGAGGGACUGCUUCAGCUGUGGAUUGCUCCACACUACAACGGCAACCAGACGGUGUGGUUGCAGAAAUUCUCAUUUCCCAGCGAGGCCGAAGAUGUCCUCAACUCAUAUCUGCUACUCGACGCCAGCGCCGAUCCGAGCUUCGGCCGAUUUCUCCUUUCAAUCGACCUCAACACGGUUGAGGGAAUCAUGGAGAGGGCGAUAAAGGAGGUGGCGGGAGGACCUCGUGAUGCAGACACGGGGCGCCUGCAGCACCCCCCCACGAAGGAGCACCUCCAGCUGUUCCUGAGAUACCAGCGUGUGAAGGUGCCGAAGGGCGACCCGCCCACCGAGUACCUUGUCUUGUUGUUCGAUGGAAAGCGGGAUGAGGCCCAGCAAGUGUGGGAGGCGCAUCAGAAGAGGCAGCAGCGGAAGAGGAAAGCCGACACGAUGACCUCCGCACCACAGAACCCAUCCAGCUCCCCGCCUGAGGAGCCCACUGCCACCUGCAGUGCUGGCCCACCGGAGGAGCCCGCUGCUCCCUGCUGUGCUUGCCCACCUCCUUCCCUCUCUCAUCCUGAACCUCUCGUCCGGCCUGCCAAGGAGCCCGUGGCGAAAGAGAGGCUGGCGCCAUGCAGGGGGGGAACAGCAGGAAAGCCCUGUUCAAGAGGAUAUCGGAGCACUUUGCUUGUGCUCCCGUCAAUGAAUCUCUUCUCUCAAGCGGGUUCCGCAAGAAGAUGCAUCUGUGGGCGUGGGAAGCGAGGGACUUCCAGCCGCCCUUGGAGACAUGA
Messenger RNA from Vitrella brassicaformis, 1226 nucleotides. Lineage: Eukaryota; Vitrellaceae. The record is from the annotation of a GenBank genome assembly.